UUGAUUUUUAAAAGGGCUCUUGGCCCUUGUCUUCAUGAAUUUUUAUUUCUGUUUAAAAUUCCUUACACAGGAACAGUAUCUCACACUUUACAAAGUAUUUUUGUGUACACUUUUUCAUUUGAUGCUCAAAAUGACCUUCCUGAAAUAGGCAUGAAGGUUUUAAACUUACAGAGGAGAAAUUAGACAUAUUGGUUCUGGAUAUGUCACUUGCCUCCUAGUUCGGAGUUCUUAGUCCUUUUUAUAGAAGAUUUAGGAGCAUUGUCAGUAACUUAAUUCAAGGUGGUCCUCUCAAGUCCUUUUAAGACUUGAUUUCUUACUUGGUCAGAUUUAGCUGGGGUUUUGAAACCCUUCAAAUUAGAUCCACAAUUUGGCUGGGAGGGCAAAGAGUGAGGGGAAACUCACUCUUUGAAGUCAAGUAGCUGAGGUGGUUUGGAAAUUCACUUCAGCUUCUGAGAUCUUUGUCUUCCCCAGAGGUGGACUUAAAGUAUUGAAAGAAUUGGAAAGAAGGGAUUGAUUGGUAAGAGGGUUACUAAUAAGCAGAGGUGGUAAAGCAGCAGCAUGGUGACUCCUGCCUGUGGCCUCACCUAUUAAUAAGGAUGGACUUUGGCUUAUGAAGUGGUGGUGCAUGCAUCAUAUCUUCUAACUUUGAAGGAUAUCUCAUGUCGAAGGAACUGAGUUAUGAUAUCAUAGAGGAUUCAUCUGGAACACCUGGAGGUGCUGUCCGAGAGCAGUGAAAUGUCUACUGAGAUAUGAUGACCUUGGCCACUAGUUUUGCCCUUAGAAGCCUGUUGCUGGCCUUCUACAUGCCUUUUGUCAUGACUUUCCCUAAAACACUGGCCAUCCCUGAGAAGCUGAAAGAAGCUGUGGGGAAAGUCAUUGUCAACGCCACCACCUGUACUGUCACCUGUGGCCUUGGCUACAAGGAGGAGACCGUCUGUGAGGUGGGCCCUGAUGGAGUGAGAAGGAAGUGUACAUCUCAGCGGUUGGAAUGUCUGACCAACUGGAUCUGUGGGAUGCUCCAUUUCACCGUCCUCAAAGGCAAGGAAUUCGAGCUGAGCUGUCUGAGUUCAGACAUCUUGGAGAUCGGGCAGGAAGCGUUCCGGUUCACCUGGAGACUUGCUCGGGGUAUUAUCUCCACGGAUGAUGAAGUCUUCAAGCCCUUCCGAGCCAGUUCCCACUUUGUGAGGUUCAGAUAUAUUCAGGAGGUGGACUCGGGGACCUACCGGUGUGAUGUGCAGCUAUUAGAAAACUUGAGACUUGUCAAGAGGCUUUAUUUUGGGGUGAGGGUCCUUCUUCCUAAGUUGGUGAAGCUGAAUUUUCAGCAGUCCCUCACUGAGGAUCAGAAGUUAGUAGAUGAGGGCCUGGCAGUGAAUCUGGGUAACUAUUCCAGGCCUUACCGUCCACCGUGGAGAAAGAAGGUGGCGAUAGCCUUGGGCAUAGGAAUUACUAGUGGAGUGAUGAGCACUGUGAUGUUGGGCAUUGCCUUGUAUAGCGGGUGGCGGACGACAAAUGGCAAUGCCAGCCUUUAGACCUAACAGGCCUUGCUCCUGAAGGACUGGCUGCCCAGGAAGCGGGACUUGACUGCUCAGGAAAUCAAGCUAGAUUUUCAGGGGAGCAUCUGGCUGCCUGAUUGUGGACCAGCUAGGAGGGAGGGUUUCCAGAGCCAAAAGAGUGAGUGGGGGUGUGGAGAAGGGACAGCAUCUUGGUAGCAAUGGGCAGUAUCUCAACUGUGUCCCAGAUGGACCUCUUUGAACUUCCCUGCCCACUAGGUACCCAGAUAACCUUACUGCACUCAUCUCUUCUGCUGGGAAGAGUUCUGUCUUCCAAAUUUGCAUUUAUUUUUCUACCCUUUACAUCUGGUAUACCUUACCUCCACUUUCUCCCUUUGAGCAGCAUAAUCACAUAGAAGGGUACAUUAAUAAUAGCUUUUCUAGUGAAAACACUUUUUUCCUCAAUAAAAAUAAUCGACAGUAGCUGUAUGGCGAUAAUCUUUCCUACUCUUGAGUUAAAAAUUUCUUGCACUUGUUUUAAUUGUCCCAUAAUUGGUUAGUCUUUUGUUUUCCAUCAAUUUCUUAGAAUAGAUAUUGAACAAAUUGCUUUGUGAACCAGAUCCAAGGUCAACAAUGACAUCUGACUCGGUAUAGAAUAGACCCUCACUAAAUGUUAAUGAUUUAUCAGCCCCUCUCCUUCCUCCCAGGUGAACCCUCUUAUUCAGUGCAACAUUGAUUCCUGGCAACACACUGGAGUUUUCAUCUGAUAGGUUUCCCCUGAAAAGUGCCUUGGCUUGCUCCCUGCUUCCCUCCUAGCUCUCUCUGCGCCCUGAAGCAUGUGUUCCUGGAAAGGUCAAGCGUAUUUGGUUUCUUACAGCAGCCAUGGCCCCUUAAGGGGAGAUUAGUGCCUUCCACCACGGGAAAUCCAAUCUAAGACCCUCAGAGGCCAUUCCGACUGUCAGAGAUAAUUGGCUUGUAGAACCAUCAGGGAAAAGGCUCUUCUUGGCUGUAGCCUAGCUAAUUCUAAGAAACUGAUAGCAUUUCUUCCCCUCACUUUUCUCCGGCUACAGGGGAUGUAGUAGAAACGAAGACUUGGACCAGUAGUUCUCUUC
Pipistrellus kuhlii (Kuhl's pipistrelle) is the source of this 2602-nucleotide messenger RNA. It is a transcript of the gene TMEM81, whose product is annotated as transmembrane protein 81. Bases 750 to 1529 code for a protein of 259 amino acids. The record is from RefSeq and is a predicted model, not a curated record. The transcript has a single exon. NCBI's taxonomy places the organism in Eukaryota, Metazoa, Chordata, Mammalia, Chiroptera, Vespertilionidae.